Messenger RNA from Closterium sp. Naga37s-1, 2771 nucleotides. The record is from the annotation of a GenBank genome assembly. Lineage: Eukaryota; Viridiplantae; Streptophyta; Zygnematophyceae; Desmidiales; Closteriaceae.
AUGGUGAGAAGUAGUCUAGACAUUUGGGCCAAUCCUCCGUGCCCUCGUGACCUCCCUCCCUCUCCCCCCUGCGCUCCUCCUGCCGCCAUCUGCUGCUGCCCGUGCAGGGACGUGAGCUUCAACUUCCUCAGAGAUAACGUCGACACGUGGGCCUCUCCCCUUAAACUCUCAACCAACCUGCUCUCGCUUCGUCUCAACAACAACUACCUCUACGGCUCUGUGCCUCUCUGGCUCGUCUCCUUUGCUAAGCUCACCAACCUCGAGCUGAGCAUGAACGCGCUAACGGGCACGUUCCCAGCACCCAUCUCCACCGCUCUGAAGCGCCUGAUGGUGGACCAGAAUUUCCUGGGCGGCACGUUCCCCGCCAACGGCGCCACGUUCUGCAUGGCGUACUACAACUGCCUCGCCAACUACAUCACGUGCCCCGCCGUCAACCCCAGCCUCUCCAUCCCCAGCUACGGCUGCCAGUUCUGCGGCCUUACCAACGCGCUGGGCACGGCGUGCAUGGGCAAUCCGUGCGUGCCCAUCACGCCGGCGCCCAUCACAGCCGUCAACAAGUGGAGCCCCGUGCCUGUCAUGCGCUGUGACCCCGUGCCCGUGCAAGCCUCCCAAGAUGCGCAAUUCAUUCUCUCCUCCCUUCUCCCCGUGGUGCUGGCAGCAGUGGCGCUGGCAGCGAUGGCACCGGGGCUGUGGACGCAGGCGACGGUGGUGGGGCAGGCAUACAUCCCCGGCACACUGCCAUCGCUCUUCUGCAACCCCUCCGGAAACGUCCUCGAUAUGUACGCCCCCUCCCUGCUCGCCCCCUCUGCUCACCCCUCUCUGCGCGCCGCCUCUGCUUGCCCCGCUGCUCUUCCCUUGACCCCCCCCCUCAAUCUCACCUUUUUGGGCUACUUCCCUGCUGAUGCCUCAAAGCUCACCGCGCUCACCAACCUGGACUUGUCCUCCAACCUCUUCUCCUUAUGCCUCGACAACUUCCUUGCGCCCUUCAUUCCCCUCAAGUCCCUCAUCGCCUUUCGCCUGCAGCAGAACUACUUCUCAGGCUCCUUCCCAGCCAACAUCUCCGCCCUCACCGCCCUCACUGAGCUGCGGGUGAACAUGAACUACCUGACGGGCAGCCUGCCAGCAGCGCUGCCAGCGAGCCUCAACGUGGUGGACGUGUCGAGCAACUACCUGGUGGGCACGUUCCCCACCACCACCGCCACCGCCGUCGCCUGCGCCAGCAACUGCCUGCAGGACGCCUCCAAGUGCCCCGCAGGGUCAGCUCAGCGCACUGCAGCUGCCUCCGCCAUUUGCCAGACGGCCGACGGCACGGGCAGGCUGUGUGGCGGCGGCGUGUGCUCGCCCAACGCCACGGAGCGCAUCGCCGCCAAGCUCAUGAACUUUGGCGAGUCCUCGCUGUACUGCGUGGGCGCGUCCAUGGACCCUGCCAUGGGUGAGUGCAUCAGGGGAUGGUGGCAUACAACAUGGGUGGGAGCGCUGCCAUGGCACUUCGGCGUAAUGCCUUUGACUCCAUUCACCACUGCCAUGAUGCUCCCACAUUCUCACCCUCUGCCACGGCGUGUGCUCCUUUCCUGUCCUGUCGCUGCUCUGCCCCUCGCGCCCCAUCAUCCCCCCCUCCCCCUCCCCCCUGGCAGCGGCGGCGCUGCUGAACAUGAAGCCGUCGGUGGGGGUGACGGCCACGGACUGGGCGGUGGAUGCGCCGUGCACCAUCUAGGGGCAGCCGCCGCUCGCAAGUGCAAUCUGCGGUCCAACUUACUGGAGGGCCGCCUGGACGUCUUUGCCGCCAACUUCAAGGUGCUCACCUCGCUCAAGGAAGCCUAUCUGGACUUCAACUGGUUCACGGGACCCAUCCCCUCCACGCUUGUCACCAUCACCACACUCUCCUCCUUGUCAGUCUCGCCGCUGCUUGCCAUGGGACUCCUCAUCACUCCUCCUAUUCUCUACUCACGUGCUUCCACACUAAACCUUCCUUGCCCGCCCUUCUGCCCUCCCUUCCCUACUUCCCUUGCUCGCAGUGGAGCGAGCUACAACUACCUGUACGGCGCCGUGCCGGCUCCAGGAGCAGCGCUCAAGGCCAUUGCCCUGGACGGCAACUGGCUGUCGGGCACCUUCCCCGGCACUGGCUUCUCCUCCUGCUCCGCCACCGCCAACUGUCUUGCCAGCAGCGGCGCCUGCACCACGGGAGGCACCGUGCAGCGCACCACCGCUGCCUGCGCUGUGUGCGACACCACCGACGGCUCGACCACCGUGUGCGGCGGCAGCACGUAUGCGCCCGACACUACUGCACCUCUCGGCAGCGGCACCCCCAACAGCGCGACGGCGGCGGUGCUACCGCGCUUCUGCGUGGGCGUGGCACUAGACGCCACGCAAGGCAACGUACUGCUGGUGCGCAAGGCCUCGCUGGGCGCCACCUUCUCCGACUGGACCGCCGCCACGCUCGCCGCCCUCAAGGCCACCCCCGCCAAGCCCAAGGCGCAGAGGAAGCGGCGCGUGCUACAAGCGAGGGGGGCAGCAGCGAUGCAGUACGAGUGGAAGGUGGUGGGGUCGUGCACCAUCCAGGGCCAGACGCCCAUUGCCGGUGUAUGGACCAGCAUGCGCUACUCUCCGCUAGGCCAAAUCCUCAGCCUGCGCCUGGCGUCCAACCUCUUGUUCGCCCGCCUCGACUCCUACGUCGUGCCCAUCACGCCCACUGCCACCCUCAAGGAGCUGUCCGUGCCGCCACUCCUCCGCCUCUCCCAUCACCCAUCCCUUCCUUCCCCAUUUGCUCUCUA